Molecule: messenger RNA, 11564 nt
Organism: Psylliodes chrysocephalus
Lineage: Eukaryota; Metazoa; Arthropoda; Insecta; Coleoptera; Chrysomelidae
Source: the annotation of a GenBank genome assembly
UGUCUAGUUCUAGGUUAUGUUUUUGUUUUGGCUUGGCUUGGCGGUUUUAGGAUUUUUUCAUUAUUGAAGUAUUAAUGGAAAUAAUAGUUAUAAGAAAAAAAUUACAAUGGAUUUAGAUCCGCAAAUUUUCUUCUCGAAUGUGACUAAGAGCCUUCAAGAUCCAGAAAAUGGCCCAUCAGAAUCCUUAAGACUGCUAGAUUCUUUUAACAGAAACUUAAUUGAAGAACAGAUAGAUGCAGAAUUAUUAGAUCUGUAUAUUCCCUAUUUUUACCACACAUCAAAUUCUUUAUUAAACUUUGUAGAUAAAUCAUGGAAGCUCAAAAAAUUCAAAAAACCAUGUCUCAAAGCUUUAGAAAUAUUGUACGCAGUUUUAAACAACUUUUAUUCCAGGUUAUCUGAGAAAGAUAUACUUUCUUUAUAUAGCUUGGCUCGCAGUGUUAUAAGAUCUUCUGCAGAAGCUCAGAUAAAGACCAAAAUGUUCGAUUUGGUCAAAAGAAGUUUAGAAAAAAGUGAAGGAUGUGUAGAUGUUCACGCCCUUCCAGUUUAUAAAGAUUUGUGUAAAUCUGUUGUACUCUCUUUGCAGCAAAAAACUUCAGAUACAGUUAGAGACAAAGAGAUGACGCUAGCAGGUUACCUUGCUAAAAAAUUCUCAUUCAUAAUAGAAGACCACAAACAGCUCAAACAGAUUUUGUGGCAAAAUUUCAAUAUGCUUUGUUCAAUACAGACAAAAAUGUCUCAUUAUGCCGUAUCCGGUUUCUACACAGGAUUUGCAGACUUUUUAGAAAGUUUUCCCCUGAAUCCAACAGAAGAUAAAAAAAUUGUGGAGAAAUUGUACAUGCAUAUUAAACAUUUGGUUGUUAUCAACGACCGGUUAAAACUAGGAAAUAGAGCGGCAAUAACGUUUUUUGCAACGUAUACUUCUCUUUUCAAAGAGCACUUGUUAAAAGAUUACCAAUUUUGGCAUCAAAAGCUGCUGAUUUGGUUGCAAUUGGGACUCGAUGAAAAAAAAGUUGGAUCAAGUGCUUUGAGAUCGUUCUAUCAAACGGUCUCUAAGGUUCUAGAAGAAAAGAAUGAUGAAGGAUGUAAAGACAUUGUCCAAUACUUCAUAACUUACUGCAAAACAGUUUUGAACAACAAAGAUUCCACGAACUACGAAAAACGUUCCGCCAUUUUCUGUUUAAGAGAAUUUUCCUCCGUGUCUCACAAAUACUUGGAUCCCAAUGAAGUUAGCGAGAUUUUCUUGGUCAUUAUGCAAAUCUUCGAAAAUACCUUCAUGCAAGAUUACAAUCCGCAAAAUGAGGAAUGCGAGUACCUUCCUGAUUACAUACAAACCGUUGCUAAUUUCAUGAGGUUCAAAGAAUUUACGGCUAGUCAGUUUUAUUGUUUGCAAAAAGGCGUUAUAAGUAUGAUCAAAUCGUUUCAUAAGUUGCCUUAUUUGUAUCACGGUCUGGUCAUAGAUUCUUUGGUUUUAACGUUGUUUUAUUUGAAGAAUACCCAUUGUUUUGAUACAUUUUUGGAGAACGUUGUGUAUCAAGGCGUAGUAUGGUCUUGUUCGCAUCAACAUGUAGCAGCCGAAGCUUUCACUGAUCAAUCCGCUCAAAAAUUAGUGACAGUCAAGAACUACUAUCACUUGUGGCGAGGAGUUUUAGCACUAACCUCGAACCGUCAAUUUGACAGAUACGAAUAUUACUUAGAAGAUAGAAAAUUUAUAUUACAAAGAGUAAUUAAUGAACUAAUCAAAAGUUUAAUGAUCUUAGUUAAUAAACUGAACGUUUCUGUAAGUCUUAAAGACGAAAAUAACGUUGUAACCGUAUUAGAAAAGGCUUACAAAGUUGAAGAAAUCAACGAUUACGCAAUAUUUUUAAACGUAGUAGAUUUUUAUGAAGAUAUAUUCGAUAAAAUCGAACCGAAAAUGUUUACGAAAUGCGUCACAAAGAUGAUAGACCAUUUAAUUUCGAAAUGUUUAAAAUAUCCAUUGAUAAGCGGUUUUUAUAAAUUGCUGUCGUUUUGUCUCAAAAUAUCCCGCAAUUUAACUUUAUUUAACAACGAAAGUGGAAGACAGGAUAUCAUAAACUGUCGUGAAACUUUAACAUCGUUUCUUACGAUAUUACUGAACAAAAUGGCGGAAUUUAAAGACGAUUUACUAAUUUCCUGCUUGAGGGUAUUGCUAGAAACCCCCGUCGAGAUUAUAGAACCUAUGCUGCCCUCUUGCGUCGUUCCAUUUACUAAUAUUUUUGAAGUAGGUCGCAGUUACUUACCUUUAGCCGAGAUGGGUAUCGAUACUUUAGAAUACUGGCAGGAAAAUAUUUCUCCAGAUACUCUAGACCCGCUUCUAUCGAAAAUCAUUCCAUGUUUGGACAGUUUCCUAAGAAGCAAGUUCUUUAAAGGCUACGUUUCCAAAUCGAACGAAAAACGGCGAAAAACCGUGCAAGUCAUGAAAAAACGAAAAGUAUUGGAAGAACUUGAACCCGAAUUGGUGAAGCUCCAACGGAAGAUGCUGUGUUUUAUCGGAAGACAGAGUUUGAAAAAUUGCCAGAAUUUCAUAUUUUCUGAUGGUAGUUUCGCUAACAAUUUGAUCACCGGUCAGGGAUCUCAUUUGAAGCUGACUUUACCUUACGAAGAUUUGCAGUUGGAUAUGUAUUUGGAUACCUUUUUACCCAGAAUUAUUGAGCUGGCUCUAUAUAGCAGCGAUAGGAAAACCAGAAUCAUAUCUUGCGAAUUAUUACAAGCCUGCGUUAUGGUGUUUCUAGGCAGAGCCAAGCAAAUGAGUACUGCCGGUUUAGGAGAGUUAAAUAAUAUGCUAAAAACUCUGGCAAUGCCUCUUUUGCAACUGGGCUGUGACGUAGAUCAAGUUGUAAGGCAAAUUUUUGAACCUUUGUUUUGUCAAUUGAUUCAUUGGUAUACAUCGCCGACACAAGCUCGUGGGGCGCACAGUGCCAUCAUCAUUGAAGCUUUAAUGGAAGGCAUUACGCACCCCAGUAAUUCGAACCUUAAAGACUUUUCCGGAAGAUGUAUCAACGAAUUCGUUAGAUGGACCCUAAAGCAUCAAAAUCUAAAUCCGGAAAGCAGCAUCAAGGUUUUAGUGAAAAAUAUUCGCUUUUUUAGCACGCAUCCAGAUUCUGCUAAAAAAUUGGGCGCGGCUCUGAUUUUUAACAGCGUUUACAGAGAAUUGAGGGAAGAUGAGAAAUUCAUCGACAUAUUUUGGAUAGAAAUACUGCACAUUUUCGUACUUAGUCUCGAUUCUAUUACCGAUUUUGAAGAAACCACUACAAUCAAUCAAAUAAAAUAUGCUUUAGCUAAUUUACAACGUGUCAUCAUAGAAAAACCAUCAGUAUUUCGUAAAAUAAACGAAAAACGUAGAAUUCCUAACGAUUUAAACAACGGAUUGUUAACGGACGUAUCGAUAUGGUUAAUAAAUCAAACAUCUAGCAACAGCAAACAUUGCAGACUAGCUUGCAUGGAACUUUUCGUUAAUAUAACACCAUUAUCGAGCUCAAAUAGAUUACAUUUGCACGAUUUUGUUAUCGAACACUUAGAUACAACAGUGUCCAGUUUAUACGAUUCUAAACUCGUUAAUUUCGAUUCUUUACAUCAAAAAUCCUACUGUGACUGCGCCAGUUUACUGAAUUACUUACGUAACUUACUCUGUUGCUUGGAUGGAUAUAAGUUUAUAGUUCAAAAUAAUCUAGAAACGAUCACUUUUGACGAGAUUAUAUUCAACGAAGCUCAAAUUUUCUUGGAAAAAUUACAAACUGCAGAUUUGGUUGCUAGUUUGAAUUUGAUACAGCUAAAAGGUUGGAAUUUUACUGUUCUGGAUAAAGAUAUGUUUGUACGUUUAAAAACUGCUUGUAUUUUGUCCAUUUUGAAGUUAUACAACGCAUUGAUUCACAACGAAUUGCUUUGUGAUAAAACUGAAAAAUUGUGGACCGAAAAUUUUUGGAAAUUGGUAUCAAACACCGUAUAUUAUCCUCAGGAUUUGGGUUUAAAUGAUAUCAUUACUGAAUACAGCGAGAUCGUCUUUAUAUUAUUGAAUAAUAUUGCGAAGAAACUUCGUAAAACUUCAGUAGAAUCUUUUGUAAACGUAUUGCAGGAUUCUAUUGAACCUUUUUCAACUAUAAAUCUUGAAAGAAAUACUUCUUUGCGAGAAAGAAACCUUCUUAAGGGAAUGAUUUUGCUCAGUGAUACAUCGUUGGGUCAAAAGAUGGAGUUGUCCAUCCAGACCAACAUACUUUUAGAAGGUUUUAUAGCAAAUUUCUAUAGAAAUGCUGUAGAUGAUGUUAUUUUCGUUAAUCAAGUACCCGAUACGACAUUUUCUCAUCUUCUAUUCUUAUUCAAGUUUAUGCUAAACGAAAAAAAUAACUUAAGCAGGUUAUUUGAUAAAUUAUUACUGUCAGGUUACUAUGUUCAAAGCAUCGAUAUGGUAAAGAAGAAACAUGCGGGAUUAUUUUUCACCUCAACCUUUCCCGAAGCUCUAGUACCAGCAAUUAUCAAACAUUUCGACACAUUUCUGAGAUUAGGUCUUUCUAAAAGCAAAAGUAUUACUUUAGACAUAAUUAUCUUUAUCCUCGGGUAUAUUAUUAAAGAACAAGCCGAGAAAAAUGCAUACAAAGAUUUGAUGGAUAAUUUGGUGAUGUAUUGGAGCGACUUCGCCGAGUUUUUCAAUACGAGCCAUGAAACUAUGCAGCUCGGAGUCGAAUUUUUGACUCUGUUCGUCCAAAUUUCCGAUUCUGGUUCUUAUGAUAUGCAAGAUUGGUUAGUAGAUUGUCUUAUACGGGGCAGGAUCAAUAAUCAUAUUGAAAUUUUUGGAUUGUUGGCCAAAAUAGCUGGGAAUGAUAUCAGCGAGAAACAAAGUAACGACUUAAAAACGGCUUUCACUAUUCUGGACGAGAAAAUAUACACGCAAACGUCAAAUCAAGAUGUAAUUUCUAACGAUUUUAAUAAAUUACUAACAUUCCUUCCAGUGGUUAAAUCAUUGGAUAUUUUCGAAUAUUUAAUAAACACUUAUUUAAAAAUAAAUCCUACCGUAAAUAUCAGUUAUCUGUUGAGUAAAUGUAUUCACCAUUUGGACGCCGAUAUACAGGGUGGAUUUUUAGAAAAAGUGUACGAAUUGGGUACUAUUAAAUUAGCUACGGACAUUUUACCACCUCUUUUUUGGAAUUGCGAUUUGGACGUUUUCGAACAGUUCUUUAUUCAAAAUAUUGAAAAUAUUUUACAAAAAUUCGAAGAAGGUGAUCCGGAAUUGGCUAUUAUAAAUUUUAUCCUUGUAGAAGUAUUAUUUUUGCGUAUACCGAUAGGUUCAGCUGACAGAAAAAAUUGCGGUAUAUGCAUAGCAUCAAAAAGGACUAAGUUGCUGCAAGAUUUGUUAAAAUACGCUUUAGAUGCUUUUAAAUAUGACAAAAAGCAAGAUGAUCUUACUAGGCGGUAUAAAUGUCACGCUUACAACGCUUUGGCAUCAAUGGUUAGCAAUUCUAUCAAGAAAAUAAAUUUCUACGAGAAAUUAUUCAUCAGACAAAAUGACAACGAUGAUGUUGACAUACUCUGGCAUGGGAUUGUCAAUAUCGACGCCAACUACGAUUUUCCUAGAGAAUUCGAUACAUUACCAGCUCAAAAAAAGAUUCUUGUGAAUAUUAGAGAUGAACUUCGGCAACAUAGACAUAAAACCGGCAACAUGUCGAAAACCUUACAGUACAUCGAAUCCCAAAGACUGUUCAACAGUUCUCUCAGCGAAGACGUGACUAAAUUCGAUUUUUCUAACAGCGUUUUGCGUUCUGACCACCAAGGCAGGAGAAAAAUGGCUGAAAAUGUACAAGUACAGAGCGAAAUUUACUUGGAUAUGACCGAAAUUAACAAACAUGAAUGCAUGGCGACCGUUUGCAGUCUUAUUCAGCAUAUUUUUGAUAGCGGUAUUUGUGAAUUACCAUCAUACGAUGAUGAAGAUAUACAGUUGCCAAAAUUUUUGCACGGUAUCAGAUCAUUGCUUCUCAACGGAAACACCCAUAAAAAUGUUAAAAUAUUCUUGGUGAAAAUUAUCGAUAACAUGAUCCACAUAUUCAACAGAUACGCCAAAUACUUUUUGGAACCGCUUAUACAAUUUGUGGUCGACAAAAUUGCUGGUGAAACCAUAAACUAUUUUGUAACCGACGUGCUGGUGAUAAUAUCCAGAUGGUCUACAGAAAUCCCGAUUCUAUCGGCACCAGAAGCCGAUCUAGCGUCGAAACUUCUAGAACACUUCAUAAAAAAUCUCGAAAAAGACCGUCAAGACGUCUUCAAAUACAACAUCGAACUACUUAAACUCAUAGUCGAAUCGUGGAAAACUCAUCUCGCGCCCCCCGUAAGCGCCAUUUUCGAAAUGCUGUCAGACGAUAAAACGGCCGAAAUCGCCAUCUACGUUUCAUCCGUACUUCUCGUGAACAGCCUGCAGGUUUGGCAACGUGGCAGCGAGCACGAAUUUCUAAAUUUGAUGCUAGCGCAGUUGAAUUCGCAAAAGCGGAGCGUGUACCGGGGGUGCGCGGAAACUUUAGGGCCUUUGUUGAAGAAUCUGAAGGCCGAUGAAUUUGUGGAUAGCGUUAAUUUGAAGCUAAACGGCAUUACGGAUUUUGAGAAGUACGUGGUUUGUCUUGAAGGCAUAGCGAUAACAUUCCCUCAAAUCGUCAACAUCUUACACUUGUCUCGUUUGAUCGGCCCUUUCAAUCAAGUAACGUGCGCUCAAAAAAUCGCCCAUUUAAAGGUCAUCCAUAAACGAUUAGAAAUUUCCACGGACGUCCUUCAAGAGGUCAGCGAAUUCAGAAUCAUGCGAUGGCACGACCACAUCGAGGACUCCAAUUUAGAAAUUCAAAUUUUAUCCUUAGAAAUCGUUAAAAAAUGCGUGGCCGAAUUUUCCAAAUAUCCCGACUUUCCUAAAAUCGUAACGGCCUUAACCAGGAACGUUUAUCAUCCGAACGCGGUUUUUAGGGGCUGUUUAUACGACGCGGCAAUCGCUAUAUACAGUUUACACGAGAACGAAAGCGAUUCGUGUAAAGAAAUUCUAAUUUACGGUCUAAUAGAUGCCGAUAUUGACAAUCAGAAUAAAAUCAUCGAUUUUUGGUCGCUAAAUUCAGAUUUACCCACCACGGUAUUACAAAGAUUUUCUUACUUGCUUUCCGAAAUGUAUAAAACGAAGAUAGAAGAUAAGCUGUUGGGUUUUUCGACUUAUUUUUUGCUCGUAUUGCUGCGCGGAAGUGACAAAUACGAUUUGGAGAUUUUCGAGCAUCCAUUGGAGGAUUGCGAUUUCGAGGAGUACAAGCUGCAGACUAGUUGGAAGUUGCAGCAUCCCUCCGUGGUGCCGAUGUUCGCGGAAACUUUGGAUGUUGGCAGUAUUGAAAGCUCAUCUUCAGACCCCGAUAGAGACGUGUUUCAGCUACGCCAAACUCCAACAAAUUUAGAAUUCGCUCCCACGCAAUCCUACCAAGAACAACAACUGUCAAAAUUCACCUUCAUAGAAAGCACUUUAGGGGUGGACCAUGAUCCCUUAUUUAAAGAUCCGAACAGUUACCCGCUAUCCGACAAAUAUAAAAUGAGGAAGCGAUUCUUGAAGGAUAAAACGAAGAUAUCGAUAAAUAUGGCGCACGCUGAAACGAACAAAAAGAUCAAAAAAGGUCAAGAACGCGUCGAGUCGGCUUUGGAAAGGGAAAAGAAGGUUACUAUUUACAGGAGUUAUAGAAGAGGCGAUUUUCCUGAUAUUCAAAUUGAUUUGUCGGCAGUUUUGAAGCCUUUACAGAUGUUGGCACUGCACGACAACGAAAUAUCCAAAAUCCUCUUCCUAGAACUAUUCAAAGGUCUGUCUUCCAAAAUAGAAAAUAACGCAAAUUUUUUAUCCACCAUAUCCCGAUCCAUCCAAAACAUAUUCCAAACGUCUAUCCAAUUCAACAGGUACCUAUUCAGCGCUUUGCUAGAUAUUCUAUUAAAAAAUAAAGAGAAAAUCAAUCUAGACCCGAAUUUGAUCGCCAAAGUGUCUCGAGAAAGCGGUUUGGGAUCCGUAGGAAUUCUAUUGCUCGAAGAAUAUAUUAUUGCGGGUGUAGAAGACGAAGGUCCCAGUACCAGCAAGAGAUGCCCGGGGCAAGAUACCAGAGAAACCAUUUACUGGGUGAAAUUAGCGGAACUAUAUAAAGACAUAGAAGAAUGGGAUGCCGUAAGAUCGAUUUUCUCGGAAAAAAUGGACUGCAAAGAUACAAUCCAAAAAGCACUAACCUACGAAUCCAAAUCGUUGUUCAGAGAAGCCCGACAGCUAUACAAAGACCUUAUCCAAACGGAUCUGUCGCAGAACAGAAGAGAUUUUUACUACGAAUCGUAUUUCAAAUGUUUCGCAAAUUUGUGCGAAUGGGAAAAAAUCCCCAACGCUAUUGAAUCCGUCGUAGAGAACGAGAACACCUGGAAAGGCCUCUGGGAGGACGACUGGUCCAAACAGAAACUCCUACCUUGGUACAUAACCUCGAAACUCAAAACGCAAUUAUUCAAUCAAGAAAUCCAACACGAUUUUCUCUCUAAUUUGAACGAUUGCCUAACCCAUCCGAAAAACAGCGAAUACCUCACGUCGAACUUCUCGGAAGAGCUGUCCAUCUUGUGGUUGUCUCAGAACGACAUACCGACCGCUGUACAGUACUUAAAAACUUGCGUCAGAAAUUUCUUGAACGACUGGCAACUUAUGAACCCGAUGUUUCAAUCGCAGCGUUACCAGUUGCUUCUGAAGCUGCAAACCGUCAUCGAAAUAGCCGAUUUCACAGCGAUCUGUAAUACUCUGACAGAUGACAUUGACAGAUCCUUGAAAUCGCUGACGGAAAGAUGGCGUAGAUGUCAGAAUGAUACGACGCCUUCUGUGUUAUUCAGCGAAACUAAAUUGUUAUACAGAAGGCACUUUAUUAACGUAAUCGUGGAGAAAUUACAGAAAAUUGAAGGGUUGGAUUUGAAGCAACAGAUUAAGGAUAUGAAAGUGGCUAAAUUGCGAAUGGAUUUGGAUUUGAUUAAUACUGCAGCCGAUUUGGGGAGCUUCUAUAUCACCAGGAAGUAUCUAAAACCAUACAUGGAGAGAGAGAAUGACAAAUUGAGUCUGGCUAAAGGUACAGGGGUGUUUUUAAAAACCCAAAUGAUGGAGAACCCAUCGGAUAAAUUAAAUUUCUUGUUGGAUGCCGUUGAAGUAUUUUCACACAUUACAAAUUCGGAAGCUUUAAAAGCCAGCACGAAACGAUUUGACGUCCUUAUGAACAUUUCCAGUAUUGUAUCCAACAAUAACGAUCUCCUGACCGAAUUCCGAGAAAAACUUGCUGCAUUUACCGAUGGAAUUAAAAAUUCAGCGUCGGAUAUCGAAAAACACGCAUUUAAUGUACUAAAAUCGGCCGUAGAAAACUGCAAUACCGACUCUAUGGAUACGGAUAGCGAUAAUUUCGAAACAAUAAAAAAAUUUAAAAAUAUAUCCGAUGCUUAUAUAAAAUUGGCUCAUUUUAUUCGAGGAAAAGGCGACGAAAGUCUACAGGGCGAUUUUAUUUUGUUCGUUUUACGAGCUAUGAGACUAAAUUCAUCCGAAGCCAGGCAGCUGUUCCCCUGUAUAUUGAUGCAGAAUGACUUGAGCGGAAUUUAUAAAGAUACGUUUAUAACAGAGGUGGACAACAUUCCGACGUGGAUGUUUUUGGGCUGGAUACCUCAAUUACUGGCCAACGUCGAUUCUCCAAAAAUUUUUGCUCUGUCUAAAAUUAUAUUAAGGAUAGCGGAAACCUAUCCACAAGCCAUUAUGUACCCAUAUAGAUUGAGCAAAGAAAACUACAAUUUUAAUGACGGCAACGUCGCUUCCGAAGCUAAAAAACUGACGGACAGGCUGGACGAUUUGCUGUUGAAAGACGAGAAAAUCGAAAAGUUUUUGAAAGCUUUGUCCUACGUUUGCGUACCUGCGGCCAUUCUAAAAUACUGGGUCGCUAAAAUUUUCAAAUCCCAAAAUCCGGAGACAAUCAAAAAGUAUGUUAAAGCAAUAGAAACAGAUAUAUUUGAGGAAAAGUGCGGUACAGGAAACGUGGCUAAUCUGCAAGGAAACAUGUUCAAGAAAAUCGAAAAAUACAAAAGGGAGUUCGUCAAAUUUACUGGAAAAGGUAUGACUGCUCCAAAAAUUAAAGAACUGUAUAUGAGAUUGAAUGGAGAAUUUGUCAAUAUGUUAAAUGAUAAACGAAACAAUUCGUUAAUGUUGAAGGAUUAUUCUCCUUGGAUAGCAAAUUUUUCGGCGAAUAAAUUGAAUAUGGAUCUCGAGAUACCUGGCCAGUAUGACGGGCAAAAGUUGCCGCUGCCUCAACACCACGUUAAAAUAUCUGGAUUUUGUCCUGAAGUUAACAUCAUGGAGUCUAUCCGUAAACCGAUGAAACUCACAAUAUUAGGCAUGAACACCAAAGAAUAUCCAUUUUUAUUAAAAUUCGGCGAAGAUAUUCGUCAGGAUCAGAGAAUCGAACAAUUAUUUUGUCUGAUGAACGUCUUUUUAAGAAACGAUCAUUCUUGUUCAAGUAACGGCUUAGAAAUUCUGACAUACCAGGUGAUUCCCUUAACCUCAAAUUUAGGAUUGAUACAAUGGAUCGACCAUACGCGACCGUUGACCGAUUUUCUUAAAAAAUCUUUGAAGAACGAUAGGGAACUAAAGCAAUAUGAUGACCUUCGCGAUGAAUACGAUAAAAAAUUAAGGAUAGAUAACCGUAAUUGUUUUAACUCGUACGGGAAAGCCGCCGUUAAUAUCAACAAAGAAAGAAUCGUCGACAUUUAUUCGACAUUGGUCAGAAAAGUAUCGGCGAACAUUUUGAGGACAUCUUUUUGGUCUUUAAGCAAUAGUACGGAAAACUACAUAGCAUUACGCAACAAUUUUAUAAAAACGUACUCUGUAAUCUGCGCUACGCAUUGGAUUUUAGGCAUAGGCGAUCGACAUUUAAGCAACAGCCUGAUCAGCCUAAGAAACGGCAAAGUUUUAGGCAUAGAUUUUGGCCACGCGUUCGGCACGGCUACUCAGAUUCAACAAGUGCCCGAAUUGGUCCCGUUCAGACUCACGCCGCAUCUGGUCAAUUUGAUGGAACCGCUAAAAGAGAGAGGACCAUUCAGAGAGUAUAUGAUACACUGUUUGCGUUGUUUGAGAGAUAAAAAUCCGUCUUUGCUUGCCACGAUGAACGUAUUCAUUCAAGAACCUUCGCUAGAUUGGUUGGAGCACUCCGGUGUGACAGAAGACGGCGAAACGCCGGAUGCCAACCAGAGUGACAGUUGGUAUCCGGUGGUGAAAAUCGAACAGGCGCGUCGUAAGCUGGCAGGUGCUAAUUCCGUGGAUAUUAUGAUGGAAGAAUUGACAGACGGAUGUAGAAAUGAAGCGUACACGCAGGCGUACUUGAGACACGUCAAGGGCGAAACCGGAGUUAAUUUUAGAAGCGAUUUGAUUGGACGAGCAGAUUUAAGCGUCGAAGAACAAGUAGAUUGCUUGAUAGACCACGCUACCGAUUAUAAUUUGUUAGGUAGAAUGUACGGUGGAUGGUCUCCGUGGGUGUAAAAUCGUUAAACGAUUGAUUUUAGCUGCAAGU